AUGGUCCAAGUAAAAGUGACUGAAGGAAUUCUUGAUGGAGAGAAAGUUUCCAGCGAAAUAUGUGGGACCUAUUACAGUUUUAAAGGGAUUCCUUAUGCUGCUCCUCCGGUGGGAAAUUUGAGGUUUAAGGCUCCGCAACCACCUAUCCCAUGGACCGGUAUCCGAAGUGCCAAAGAACUAGGUGGUAUUUGCUAUCAAUUUAACUUCUUGAAACGAGUGCGGGAGAAGGGUAGCGAAGAUUGCCUUUACCUUAACAUUUAUACUCCUAAUAUAAACCCAACAAAACUCAUGCCAGUAAUGAUUUGGAUCCAUGGAGGCGCCUUUUGUUGCGGCAGUGGCGAUGAUGACCUUUAUGGUCCUGAAUUCCUCAUCCGUAAUGGAAUCGUCCUAGUGACCAUAAACUACAGACUGGAAAUCCUUGGAUUCCUCUGCCUAGACACCGAAGAUAUUCCCGGUAACGCUGGCAUAAAAGAUCAAGUAGCCGCCAUGAGAUGGGUUAAAAAGAACAUCUUGAAUUUCGGAGGUGAUCCAGAAAAUAUCACCAUUUUUGGACAAAGCUCUGGGGCGGCUUGUGUAACGUAUCACUGUGUAUCACCAAUGACAAAAGGGCUGUUCAAAAGGGCUAUAGCUCAGAGUGGGUGUAUGAUGAAUCCUUGGGCUCAGAGCUAUAGACCACGUGAAAGAGCUAUUGCUCUAGCUAGACACCUGGGAUGUACUUCACAAGACGACAAAGAACUAUACGAAUUCUUCAAAUCCCAACCGGUUGAAAAUUUGGCAGAGAUUCAAGUAUGUUUAAUGAUGCGCGAAAAGGAUCCAGAUAAAUAUGAAACUCAAUUUACAGUGGUCAGUGAAAAAAAAUUUCCAGACCUAGAGGUAUUUUUUACUGGUGAUAUUAUAGAAGCACUCAAGACUGAUAUACAUGAUGGAGUUGAAUUGCUUCUAGGCUACAAUGAAGAUGAAGGGACAGUGAAUGUUAUUGCUGUCCUCGAUGUUGAUAAAAUGGUUCAUCAUGCCAACAGCUUUAUCGAAUACUUAGUCCCUAGACCUUUCUCUUUAUAUUGUAGUGUUCACGAUCAGAUAGAUAUUGGAAGGACGGUGAAAGAGCAUUAUUUACAAAAUAGACGAGUAACAACAAAACAUUUAGACGCAAUAUCGAAAAACCCAACUCCCGACAUUGGCCUUGGUAUCACCUGGAGGCAGUUCAAAGCUGAAACCCAAAACUACAUGGAGAUUGGCCAGACCCUGACAAGGCGCACGAUGCCGGAUAGAGACGAGCAACUGUUUUGGGGAGAACUCUUCAAGAAGUACUUACCACAGAUGCUAUUACCGGGAGAUAGAGAAUAA
Molecule: messenger RNA, 1344 nt
Organism: Ostrinia nubilalis (European corn borer)
Lineage: Eukaryota; Metazoa; Arthropoda; Insecta; Lepidoptera; Crambidae
Product: juvenile hormone esterase-like
Exons: 3
Coding region: 1-1344 (447 amino acids)
Source: RefSeq, a predicted model, not a curated record